AUGGCGCUCACUUAUACGCCAAAGACAAGCUUUCUCGACCUGUCGGCAGAACUUCAGAAUUUCGGCCUGAAGCGCCUGAGCAUGGUCCGCGAGAUCCGCAGAGAAGAGUUCGGUAGUGAUAAGUGCCUCCACCAGUCCAAGAAGCACCUUCAACAGAUUAUGAGGAAGCUCAAGAAGCACAACAAUCCUCUACGUCAGGAUGCUGUACGAGUGAAGCUCCUCGUGUCUGUACCUCCGAAAUUGGGAUCGCUGAUUUCCGAACCGACGGCCAUGUGGAUCUCCUCGGCGGAAAUCGACGAUCUUAGGCAGGAUGUCCAGGGUGCAGAGAAUGUGGCUUGGUGCGAUGCAAAUAUCGUGCACCGUUGCCACGGUCCGAUCUUCUGGAAAGACCAUGAACCGAUGGGACCCACGGUCUUUCUCCCAAUCCCUUGA
Messenger RNA from Zymoseptoria tritici IPO323, 432 nucleotides. RefSeq lists its product as uncharacterized. The transcript is spliced from 2 exons. NCBI's taxonomy places the organism in Eukaryota, Fungi, Ascomycota, Dothideomycetes, Mycosphaerellales, Mycosphaerellaceae. The record is from RefSeq and is a predicted model, not a curated record. Bases 1 to 432 code for a protein of 143 amino acids.